Cyprinus carpio (common carp) is the source of this 1211-nucleotide messenger RNA. RefSeq names its product glial cell line-derived neurotrophic factor-like. The transcript is spliced from 2 exons. Gene Ontology annotation, biological process: negative regulation of neuron apoptotic process; positive regulation of branching involved in ureteric bud morphogenesis; peripheral nervous system development. Gene Ontology annotation, molecular function: glial cell-derived neurotrophic factor receptor binding; receptor tyrosine kinase binding; growth factor activity. Bases 161 to 766 code for a protein of 201 amino acids. NCBI's taxonomy places the organism in Eukaryota, Metazoa, Chordata, Actinopteri, Cypriniformes, Cyprinidae. The record is from RefSeq and is a predicted model, not a curated record.
CAAAUUUCUAUCUGAAUACUUUAGAUCGGUUGUGGGACCUGUGUCUCACCUGAUUGCCCUGUGUAUCCUCAGCCUAACAAAAGUGUGUAAUUCACCUUAAUGUUUGUAAUGUAUGCUUGUGCCGUGCAACACAGGCUCUGUGAGCUGAGGAGAGAGCAAGAUGAAGAUCCGGUGUGUGAUGCUGGCGUGUGCACUGACGCUGAGCUGCGUGUCCUCCGUCCCGAACCCAACCAGACACUCUCACCAUUCACAAACACACGCUCAGUGUUCUCAAAGACUACAGGACCUAGAGAGAAAACCAUACAGACAUCUGCCUGAUGCUCGUACCAUCAAACAUCUGGAGCCAAGAAGGCACUCAGCCCACUCAGCCUUCAUCCACAGAUCCAAGAGAUCUCCAAAACGGAGAGGUUUCCUUCGUAGCAAGAUGGACAGGAAGAGACCGAGUCGUGACGAGAGAGAGAAGGGAAAAGGAAGAGCAUGUGCACUGAGACAAGUCCAGCUGAAAGUGUCUGAUCUGGGUCUGGGCUACCGGAGUCAGGAGGAACUGAUAUUCAGCUACUGCAGUGGCGUGUGUAUAAACCCCCUCACAAACUACGACAAAAUCCUCACCAGCCUCGCCGGCAACGGUAAAAACAUUCUGCACAGCUCCCCUCCCACCGCCUGCUGUCGACCUGUCCAAUAUGACGACGACCUGUCCUUUCUGGAUGACAGUCUGAUAUACCACACCAUGAAGAGGCACUCGGCACGGAAAUGUGGCUGUGUCUAAGCAACUGUGAUAGACAUUGACACCAGACGGGAAAAUCAAUAGAAACAAUUUCAGGUUAUUACAUGUGUGAGCAUGGCUCCGGCGAAGGAAUCAUCAUGACUGCAUUUUGCGGAGAAGAUACAGGAUAAGGAAUUGCAAGAAUAGUGUUGCAAGAUGUUCAAAAACUGGUAUAUACACUCUCAGAAAAGAAAAGAAAAUAUAUAUAUACAAAGCUGUGGCGGUACCCCAAGAUACAACAGCUAAAAGGUACCAUUUAGGGGUAAAUUGUACCAUAAAGUACUGCCUCAGUGACAGCUUUGUAUCUUUUUUUCUGAGAGUGUACAGCAUUUAAGCACCCAGAAGCCUAUUUUUUCUCCUCUACGGGUGUUUUAACAAUCUUUAACAGCAAGACAGAAUAUUUUAUAUGCUGUGCGUUUCUGUAAGUUAUUAUGGUGUCUUUUUGACC